Molecule: messenger RNA, 639 nt
Organism: Debaryomyces fabryi
Lineage: Eukaryota; Fungi; Ascomycota; Pichiomycetes; Serinales; Debaryomycetaceae
Exons: 1
Coding region: 1-639 (212 amino acids)
Biological process (GO): positive regulation of mating-type specific transcription, DNA-templated
Cellular component (GO): nucleus
Molecular function (GO): DNA binding, bending; sequence-specific DNA binding
Source: RefSeq, a predicted model, not a curated record
AUGACAAGUGACGUAGCAAAGGUUAUUCCUAAAAGGUUUACAUCAAGGUUUAGCGUCUCUAAGACAGGGAAGAGAAGUAACAGUAAUGUAAAAAAUGAGACUAUAAAUAUGAGACGACAAAAAAAGGUAAAGUCGAUGCAGGUGGUUUUUUUCACAGAGCUUCCGUCUUUGCCAAUUCCAUCACUAGACCUUCAAGAGAUUUUAGUCAGGUUCAAACAAGCGACAGGGAACUUCUCCGGAGAUACGUUCUGGGAGUCUCAGAUAUUUGAUAUAAAGAUACCGGUAAGGAAGAAUAGGACUAAAUGUAAAAAAGCGAGGUGUCUAAAUGGUUUUAUGGCAUUCAGAUCUUUUUAUAGUAGAUCCAUUUCUAAUGUUGAGCACCAAAGGGAGCUUUCAUCAUUACUCGGAAAGUUAUGGAAAAAUGAGCCUAACAAGGCAAUAUGGAAUAGAUAUGCUAUAGAAUAUAAUUCACAGGCCAUCAACCAAGAUUUUGUGGAUUGGCUUUUCAAGGCCUUGGGUUUAGAGUUAAAAGCGUUUUCAUUUCCAUGUACUAGCACAGUUAAAAAUGAGAGUUGGACGUUUUCUUCUAGAAAUAAUGAAAAUGCAGUUGAGGAUAUCUAUUAUGUCGGUACUGUGUGA